Messenger RNA from Neolamprologus brichardi, 1257 nucleotides. NCBI's taxonomy places the organism in Eukaryota, Metazoa, Chordata, Actinopteri, Cichliformes, Cichlidae. The record is from RefSeq and is a predicted model, not a curated record.
AUGCUCUCCUUUUCAACUCCCACCACUCUCUACCUGAGCCUCCUCCUCCUCUUUCCGUUGUACCUCUCCCCUGCUCUUUCUUGUCAGACUGGGACUCAGAGCCAGUGUAUGUCUGCUCCCUUUGUGCCUGGUUAUGACCUGGCAGGGGAGGGCUUUGAUGUUGUUACACUUAAGCGAAAAGGAGCUUAUGUGAUUGAUGUGAAGACCUACCUCACUCCAAGUAAAACCUGUACACUCUGCACCAACCCUCAUAAAGGCGGCCAACUGCAGAAACUACCAGUCUCUACUUUGGACUGGCGCACAUUCAGCCGCUGCAGUUUUCGUCUCGAGGACAGUGAACACACCUCCAUCAGUUCACUGGUCGCAGCAUACACCGACCAGAACAGCAACGACUGGAAGGUUGGACUGGAUAUUGAGAAGCUUGGCAACCUGGAGUUUGGAGGAACAAGAUCUAAAGCAUACAACUUUGCUGUAACCAAGAAGACAGAGGACCGCUACACCUUCAGCACACAUACAGUCACCUGUAAACAUUAUAGUUACCGUGUGUCCAACAGCCCUCGUCUCAGUGCUGAGUUCAGUAAAGAUUUGGCCAGACUCCCAGCUACCUACAGCUAUGCAACCCAAGCCCAGUACAGACACUUCAUAGACACAUACGGCACACAUUAUAUUCGCCAGGUUGAUCUUGGAGGGCAGUUCAGGCGAGUCACGUCUACACGUACCUGCUUGUCCAGUCUGAAUCAUCUUACUUCAUCCCAGGUACACACCUGCUUGUCAUGGGGUGUCAAGGUAGGCCUGGGGAAUGUUAAUCCGGGUCAUUCUGUUAACUCAUGCACCUCAGUCCUAAACAACCAUGGUGACUCUGUUAUGUACGCCUCUGGUCUUCACGGUCAUUAUUCAGAAGUGGUAGGAGGCAGAGGCUGGACUGGGGAGUUUUCACUCACCAGAAAUGACUCACUGGGCUACCAGAAUUGGCUAAAAACCCUCAUAGAUCAACCUGAUGUAGUUUGCUACUCUCUAAGACCACUGCAUGACCUGGUGCAAACGUCAGCACGGAAACAGGGACUAAAGGCUGCAAUAGAGCAGUACUUAAAAGACAACGCCAUCAGUCGAUCAAACACACAGUCGUACUGUAGCAGCAGUGGUCCCAACCUGGAUUCCAACUGUUGUCCUAAAGAGACUCAGAGAGGAACACUAAGGAUAACAAGGAUCCAAGCCUCUGGUCUGCAAGGAGAUUAUUGGGGCAAGACUGACGGGUGA